CAGUGACCCAAUUCAUCUUAUAUUUCUUAAUAUCGUGGUUGCAACAAGGUUAAUAAAACAUCGUAUAGGAUGGGGCUUAAGGCAGCUUCCCCCGAUUUAGGACGAGGGCAGUGGGAAAAACCAACGGAUUAUAUAGUUGCCAGCCUAGGACUAAUUUUGCAGAUGCAUCUAUUUGGUUCCAGUGUAGGCAUUCUUGGAAUGCUGCCAUACUUCUUGUAUAUGGUAAUCCUUGUGGUUCCGGUCUUGGUCAUCCAUUCCUUUAUGGGCCAGUUUUCGAGCAGUGGCUUCAUCUCCGCCUUUCGUCUGGCUCCUUUCUUUAAAGGCAUAGGAUAUGUGAGCCUCUUCCUGAACACCUUCUUUCUCAUAUACUACGGCACGAAGGCUGCUGUUCCCACUUUCUACAUAUGGUACUCCUUUUACCCCAUUUUACCCUGGAGUUGCGAGGGUUUAUCGUCUUGGUUCAAUGAGUCUCAAGGACUAACUACUUGUCAUUUAACAAUGGAAUCGGGUUACACGUAUAUAAACUACUCCACAGACAUCAAUGAUUCGAAAUAUGUUCACGUACCGUCCUAUCUAUACAUGAAAUACCAUUUUUCCACUUAUCGUUACCCAACAGAAGGCUAUCAGCUAGACUGGAAUUUUGUGGGCCUCUACGUUCCCAUUUGGGCAACGAUUGCAGUUAUUUUCUAUAAGUUUUCAGAGACCCCAAAGUUUGGAAAGUUUAUACGAUAUAUGGUUAUUGCAACACUGUGUCUUCUGUUGGUGUGCUUUGUGCGAAUUUCGUUUCUCCCAGGAGCCAUGAAAGGGAUGGAAAGAUAUUUGACUCCCAAAAUCCAUGAUGUGGAAAAGCGAUUGGACCGCACAUUUCGUAUGGUCAUACAAGUAUUUGGGGCUGGUUGGGGCAGUGUGAUAGCUCUGGCCAGUUUCAAUAGGUUCAGGACCAACAUAAUGUCGUACAGUUGGAUUAUUUCCAUCGGACAGGUGUUAAUUUUUAUCAUGUAUGACAUGGUAUACUUUAUGCUCGAUCACUACUUCAAAGGACUUUCUGAAGAUCAUAUUGUUAUAAACGACUGGAUAUUCUAUUUUUCCGGUGCUUCUGUUUUGUCCUCCGUGGGUUGGCCGAACCUUUGGACUUUUCUUUUCUAUGCCAUGUUAUUAAUGGCUGGACUUAUUGUAUUGACGACACAAAUAUUUACUAUCCUCCAAAGCUUAUUCGACGAGUUUGAAACACUUAGGAAGAGAAAAAUGGAAGUAACCUUUGGCCUCAUUGGAGGCCUGGCAGUCUGUUCCUGUGCCCAUAGCGUAGAUCAUGGAAUGAUUUUGUUUAUGAGCUUUAUGGAAAAUAUUGUUUUGACACACAGUGUGCUCCACUUACUCCUAAUUUUUGUGGUUUUAUGGAUCUACGGGCGAGAAGGUUUCCAGCGGGAUAUUAAGUUCAUGCUGGGGCAGCCGUUUCCCUCCUGGAAGGUUUUCACACUCCGCUUCAUAGCUCCGUUUAUUUUGCUGCGUUGUCUGGUAAUGGAACUAAACUAUGUAACAGGAGGUCGCUGGGCGAUGUAUGUAGUGGUCGACACGAUUCACGAUAUACUUUUGGUGUUAUGCGCUCUGACAAUACCUGGCUAUGGAUUUUACUACCUUUACCAGAGCAGCGGUUCUUUUAGCGAUCGCUUCAGACGCACCUGUCGACCCACAGAUUGGUAUCCGGCUGACGAGAAGCACCGCCAGCGUUACAGGGAAGCUGUAGGCCAAAUAGAGGUGACCGACCAGCUUUUUGAGCUUAUCGAUGACAUGAAUUAAUAAGUAAUAAAAUGAUCAAUUUACAUGA
This is a messenger RNA of Drosophila eugracilis, 1825 nucleotides long. RefSeq names its product sodium- and chloride-dependent glycine transporter 1-like. Gene Ontology annotation, biological process: sodium ion transmembrane transport. Gene Ontology annotation, cellular component: membrane. The record is from RefSeq and is a predicted model, not a curated record. Bases 70 to 1797 code for a protein of 575 amino acids. NCBI's taxonomy places the organism in Eukaryota, Metazoa, Arthropoda, Insecta, Diptera, Drosophilidae. The transcript has 9 exons.